This is a messenger RNA of Asterias rubens (European starfish), 983 nucleotides long. RefSeq names its product mitotic spindle assembly checkpoint protein MAD2B-like. Bases 118 to 777 code for a protein of 219 amino acids. The transcript has 8 exons. Lineage: Eukaryota; Metazoa; Echinodermata; Asteroidea; Forcipulatida; Asteriidae. The record is from RefSeq and is a predicted model, not a curated record. Gene Ontology annotation, cellular component: zeta DNA polymerase complex.
AAUAAAUUUUGGACAAGUACGGAAGUCGUUGGAAAUGUCAUUAUGUUUCUUCAGCAUAUUUUGUUUUAGUGACAUUGAAAGCUCUUAAAUAGUUGAAUUCAAGAUGAACUAUUGACCAUGGCUACCGAGCAAGGGAAUUAUGGCAACGGGAUAAAGUUGUCUCAAGUUGCGGCCGAUAUCUUGUGUGAAUUUCUGGAGGUUGCAGUGAAUCAAAUUUUGUACAUCAGAAACUUGUACCCAUCUGGAAUUUUCGAUCGCAGGAAAAAGUAUAAUGUGCCGGUACAGAUGUCCCGCCAUCCAGAACUCAAUCAGUACAUCACAGACGUCAUUGCAGGAAUAAAACCUCUAUUGGUCAAAGAUGAAAUUCAGUGCAUCUCUGUGGUGAUCAUUCACGCACUGCAACAUCCAGUUGAACGCUUCGUCUUUGAGAUAGCGCCCCCAUCUUCAAGAUCGCUCAGCAAUGACAGCUUCCUAAUCAACAUAGAACAGUCACUGAGAGCCUUCCUCCUGAGAAUCAACACAUGUGAUGCUGCACUACAGUCUAACCCGCCAGACUGCUCCUUUAAGAUCCUCGUCCACACCAAGAGUUCGGCGGUCUUUUCCAUGGAAGAUAGUCAGUUUAUUCAGGAUUUUCCAUGGAUCGAAGCAGAUGAACAUCUCAGUGCAUUAAAAGAUUCUUCCAUGACACCACUCAAGAUGAUGUCUUCUGAUCUUAUCAAGAUGCAACUGUAUGUUGAGGAAUCUGCAACCAAAUCCUCCAUUGAAGAUCAUUUAUGACAGCUGGGAUAACAUCAUGUCAGUGUUUGUGUAAACCAAAAAUAAUUUAGAACAUCUUUUAAAGGUAGGGUCAUAGAUUGUUUUUUGUGGAUGUUAUGCUGAAUUGGUAGGCAAAAUGUUCAAUAAAGAUGCGAUUAAAGGCAGUGGACACUGAGUGUAAUAAUUGCUCAAAAUAAUUACUUGCAUAAAAACUUACUUGGUAAUGA